Molecule: messenger RNA, 1047 nt
Organism: Penicillium angulare
Lineage: Eukaryota; Fungi; Ascomycota; Eurotiomycetes; Eurotiales; Aspergillaceae
Product: putative mitochondrial carrier protein
Exons: 4
Coding region: 1-1047 (348 amino acids)
Cellular component (GO): mitochondrial inner membrane
Molecular function (GO): S-adenosyl-L-methionine transmembrane transporter activity
Source: RefSeq, a predicted model, not a curated record
AUGUAUAAUAGCCAUACGGACAUAUGGAUAGCUGGUGCAUUCGCAGCAGUUGUCGUUGACUUUAUUGUCUACCCCUUCGACACCUUGAAAACCCGCAUUCAAUCACCGAAUUAUGAACGCGUAUUUAAGAAUGCUCGAACAGGUGCCGUUAAACGCAACGUACUGUUCAAAGGAUUAUAUCAAGGUGUCUGGAGCGUUGUAUUUUCCACAAUACCAUCUUCCGGGGCUUUUUUCACAACAUAUGAAGCUGUCAAAUAUGCAUUCUAUAAUUCUUCCACCAACCCCGAUCGUCAUGGACCCCUAGCUCACACAUCUCGGUCCACAAUUAGCCUUCCAUUUACUCAUUCUCUCCCGACACCAAUAAUUCAUGCCAUUGCCUCUUCAUCCGGCGAAAUGGUGUCAUGUCUUAUGCUCACACCUGCUGAGGUGCUGAAACAAAAUGCGCAGAUGGUAAAUAAAUCACAGACAGGCGGGUUCUACAAAAAUAACGCCAUGCGUCACGUUCUUUCUAAAUUCAAAUCUCACCCUUGGCGUCUGUGGAGCGGCUAUACCGCGCUGUUUCCCUUGUUCGAGUAUAUCCGCUCCCAUAUGAUUGCUUGGCGGCGCAAACGAAGACAUCCUCAUCGAGAGCCGUUGGCGCCCUCAUUUGGAUCUACACAAAGAGAAGCACUUAUUGAACGAGCUGGCCUGACGGGUCUUUCGGCGGCUGCUUCGGGUAUUGUAUCUUCUUUUGUUACCACGCCGAUUGAUGUUGUUAAGACAAGAGUCAUGCUUUCUGCUACGGAUGAUAUUGAAGAGGGUAAUCGUGGGUCCAAGAAUAAGACAUAUAAAAAGGGUACAUUGGCUCUUGGAAGGGAAAUAUUCCGAGAAGAGGGAGCAAAAGGCUUGUUUAAGGGUGGCGCGAUUCGAUCUGGGUGGACUGCCGUCUCCAUGAGCCUGUACCUCAGCUUAUAUGAGAGCGGGCGAAUGUUUUUGGAGAAUCGAAGACGAAAUUUGGAGGGCGUUAGUGGAGCUACAUUCACUGAUGAGGGUGAUUUGAUUAGUUAA